AUGACCAUAGCAAAAACCUACAACAUCCUCAUCCUCCCUGGCGAUGGCAUCGGGCCCGAGAUAAUGGCCGAAGCCACCAAAGUGCUCUCUGCCUUCAACACAUCCGCUGUGCAAUUCAAUACCCGUUCGGAACUCAUAGGCGGAUGCAGCAUCGAUCUCCACGGCAAAUCAAUCACGGAUGCCGUCAAGGAAGCCGCUCUCGCUUCGGACGCGGUGCUGUUCGCUGCCGUUGGCGGUCCGAAAUGGGAUAAUAUGCGGAGGGGACUGGAUGGGCCGGAGGGUGGGUUGCUACAGCUGCGGAAGGCGAUGGAUAUCUAUGCCAAUUUGAGGCCCUGCUCGGCGGAUUCGCCGAGUAGGAGUGUUGCGAGGGAGUUUAGUCCGUUUCGACAGGAGAUCAUUGAGGGCGUGGAUUUCGUGGUUGUGAGAGAGAAUUGCGGAGGAGCGUAUUUUGGCAGGAAGGUGGAGGAGGAUGAUUAUGCAAUGGACGAAUGGGCCUACUCAACCUCCGAAAUUCAGCGCAUCACCCGUCUCUCUGCUGAACUGGCUCUGCGCCACGAUCCCCCGUGGCCCGUCAUCUCACUGGAUAAGGCUAACGUGCUCGCAUCUUCACGGCUCUGGCGCCGUGUCGUCGAAAAAACCAUGACGGAGGAGUACCCGCAGGUGAAACUGGUACAUCAGCUAGCGGACUCCGCGUCGUUGAUUCUGGCGACGAACCCGCGCGUGCUGAACGGCGUGAUUCUGGCCGAUAACACUUUCGGCGAUAUGAUUUCUGACCAGGCGGGUUCGAUAGUUGGAACGUUGGGCGUAUUGCCGAGUGCGAGCUUGGAUGGGCUGCCAUCUGAGACCCGGAGGAGGACCAAUGGGUUGUAUGAACCUACACAUGGAUCGGCGCCGACCAUCGCCGGCAAGAACAUCGCUAACCCCGUUGCUAUGAUUCUCUGCGUGGCACUGAUGUUCCGGUACUCUCUGGAUAUGGAGCGUGAAGCACAACAAAUCGAAGCGGCCGUACGAACUGUUCUAGACUCCGGCAUCCGCACGCCAGAUUUGGGAGGAAAGGCUGGUACGACAGAGGUGGGUGAUGCGAUUGUAGCUGUGCUGCGCGGGGAGAAAUUGUAG
Molecule: messenger RNA, 1116 nt
Organism: Aspergillus pseudotamarii
Lineage: Eukaryota; Fungi; Ascomycota; Eurotiomycetes; Eurotiales; Aspergillaceae
Product: 3-isopropylmalate dehydrogenase
Exons: 3
Coding region: 1-1116 (371 amino acids)
Biological process (GO): L-leucine biosynthetic process
Cellular component (GO): cytosol
Molecular function (GO): 3-isopropylmalate dehydrogenase activity; NAD binding; magnesium ion binding
Source: RefSeq, a predicted model, not a curated record